ACUUCCAUGUGACUGUUGACUACGGUGCCAUUUUCUAAUAUGUCCGCCCCCAAAGAAGACACGUUUUCCAACGAAGACGGUGAAAUGGAGGAGAUGGAAGCGAGUGACAGUGAUGACGGGAUGGAGGAAGAGAAAGAUGCGGGAGAAGGACCAAAUAAAGUUUAUGUCCCCGGAAUAGAGCCUCUAAAACCAGGAGAAGAGCUUGAAAUGGACCGGUCUGCCUACCGCUUGUAUCACGAGUGUCAGACGGGUGCUCCUUGUCUUAGUUUCGAUGUGUUGAAAGAUGAGGACGGAGAAGGAAGGGAACAGUAUCCCAUGUCGAUGCUACUGUGUGCAGGUACUCAGGCAGAGUCCGCUAACCUUAACAGACUCCUUGUCAUGCGCAUGCACAACCUGCAUGGCACAGAGAAAGAGAAAGAAGAGGAAGAGAGCAGCGAUGGGGAGAGUGAUGAUGAAGAUGAUGAUGAAGACAAGAAGCCUCAGUUAGAACUGGCCAUGGUUCCACAUUAUGGCGGAAUCAACAGAGUUAGACUGAUCCAGCAUGGGGAGCUGUCAUUGGCUGCUGUGUGGUCAGAGAAAGGUCAAGUUGAAAUUUUUAACCUCAGACCACAGUUGGAGGCUGUUCAUAGCUCAACUGCCAUGGCAACGUUCCUGAAGCAAGAACAGAAGGAGGCCACGCCCAUGUUUAGUUUUUCAGGUCACAUGACUGAAGGCUUUGCCAUUGAUUGGUCAUCCAAAGUACCUGGUCGCUUGGUCAGUGGGGACUGCAAGAAGAAUAUUCAUGUCUGGGAACCACGAGAAGAUGGGGCUUCCUGGCAGAUUGAUCAACGACCUUUCAGCUCACAUACCAAGUCAGUAGAGGACCUCCAGUGGUCACCCACAGAAGCAACGGUUUUUGCAUCCUGCUCAGUGGACCAGUCCAUUCGCAUCUGGGACAUCCGUGCUCGGCCUAACUCCAUGCUCUCAGCUGAUCAGGCCCACUCCUCAGAUGUGAAUGUAAUCAGCUGGAAUCGGAGUGAACCUUUCCUUCUGUCAGGGGGUGAUGAUGGACUGCUGAAAGUGUGGGACUUAAGGCAAUUUCAGUCUGGCCGACCAGUUGCCACCUUCAAACAGCACAGCGCCCCUGUGACAUCAGUGCAGUGGAACCCGCUGGACUCCAGUGUCUUCGCUGCCUCAGGUGCCGAUGAUGUCGUCAGCCAAUGGGAUCUUUCUGUGGAAUCAUGUGACGCUGGAGCAAACGCAGACUCCUUGAAGGAAUUGCCACCACAGCUGCUGUUCCUGCAUCAGGGCCAGACAGAAGUGAAAGAAAUCCACUGGCACCCGCAGAUUCCAGGAGUUUUAAUCUCAACGGCCUUGUCAGGCUUCAACGUGUUCAGGACAAUCUCCGUUUAGCUGUUGUGUCACUCACCCUCAGCUUUAUCAGUGUAUAUAACAUAACUGUUCAUGCAUCUUGACUCUUUCUCCUUUUCAUUUGAAGACAGUGGCCAUGUUCUGCUUUUAGGGUUUCCUUCAGAAUUCAGGGUCUUGUGCAUGUGUCCUGUGUAAUAAAACUAAAAUAUUCAAAUUAUCAAAA
Molecule: messenger RNA, 1573 nt
Organism: Conger conger (European conger)
Lineage: Eukaryota; Metazoa; Chordata; Actinopteri; Anguilliformes; Congridae
Gene: grwd1
Product: glutamate-rich WD repeat containing 1
Exons: 7
Coding region: 40-1392 (450 amino acids)
Molecular function (GO): protein binding
Source: RefSeq, a predicted model, not a curated record